AGGAGGAGGAGGGAUUUGAAGCCAACUCCAGCGCUUCUGCUAGUUGUAUUUUUGUAACAGUAACACUUGAGGAUUUUUUUUCCACUCUGAAGAAACAAAGUCCUAGAAUCAGGAUGCACUUCUUUCACAUACUCGGUUGGGGACUUGUGCUGGCUGUGCUGUGUGUGCAGAUGGAGGCAAAGCCCACUGCUCAGACACAUCAGAAGUCACUUCGGGCUUUGUUGGGUGAGGAAUUGGCUGAAUAUUUAGCUUCUGGAGAAAGAAACAUCGACCCUAAAACUCGUGCCAGGCUUCUACGGGACCUGCGUGCUGACACCCGUUCCAGAGCAGCCUGGGCAAGACUACUAAACGAGCACCCCAAUACCCGCAAAUUUAAAGGCAUAAACAAGAAAGGUCUAUCCAAAGGAUGCUUUGGCCUCAAACUGGACCGAAUCGGAUCCAUGAGCGGCUUGGGGUGCUAGAAGUUGGAGCACCAUCUAGUGGCGGCUCCGAACACUGACAACGGUUUUCUGAUCACUGGUCGUUAUCCUGUCUUAGAGUAGACGCCCAGCUGAGAAUCUUACGUGUCCAUAUGCAAGAGAUUUCCUCAGCGGGGAACAGGCCGGUACGAUGGGACAUAGGACCUGCUGUUACCACAUCUCUGUCUUCAUUCUGUUCCCAGCGCACAAGAGCCAUACACGUGCGUGUUGUGUUCACAUCUGUAAUGAGGGCUGCCUAGAUGUUUACAUAUCAGCGUUCCGACACGUGCUUCACCUUUUGGUGGCCAAGCAGACUGUCAUGCGUGUUUUCCACGUGUAGGAGGUGUCUAAACUCUGUAUGUGCCAAUCCAUUCCUAGCUCAUGGCCUGUUGACGUUUCCGUCUCAUGGACAUCUUCUCUAGGUCACACUUAAACCCCUUUUAUGCCAUUUUGGUUUUAAUUCAUGUAGAUUAGACCCAUCACAACUCAAGGUGUUCAAAAUAAGUUUUCUGCUUCUGACUGGAGUGUAAUAAGGCACAUCAGGCGUUUAGCUGCCAGUCUUUGUCAGAUUUAUGUAAAGUUUACCUAUUCAAACAGGAGUAAGAUAAAACCAUGACGCAUUUUGGGUCGUCUCCCGAGUACUAUCACAAGGGAAGGUUAGUUUGUUUAAUUUAAUUUUACUGGCUGCUCAACUAAUUCUAAUCCUGUGUGUUAGACGUCACUUUUGACAAAGCUAAUUAAGUAAAUAAUUUGUCGAUGCUCCGUAUGACAUAGCUAAGAUGUAAAAGUAUUGUUUUUGUGUUUUUACUUGUAACCUAACUAAAGCACUGUUGGGUUCACAGUGCAGCAAUUGGUACAGGGAAUUUACAGUUUAAUCGAGACUCCUGCAAUACAUAACUUGCAGCUCGGGCAAAGUUACCAGCAGAUGAUCCAGACCAAAUUAUCCAUCAGUGUUGUGUGCCAUUGGGUUGCUCUGGGGAUUAGGUUCUUCAACAGUUUUAAAGUAGAAUUAGACAAGAGGUAAAGAAAACUGCCCCUAUAUAUCUAUUAAACUCUGUAACAAGCCAGGUUCUUGUCGGCAUUAGACGGCUACAACCGAAUAAGCCUUGGAAAUAAAAUCUUACGUUUCAAACUA
Messenger RNA from Spea bombifrons (plains spadefoot toad), 1593 nucleotides. RefSeq names its product natriuretic peptide C (gene NPPC). The transcript is spliced from 3 exons. Gene Ontology annotation, molecular function: hormone activity; hormone receptor binding. Lineage: Eukaryota; Metazoa; Chordata; Amphibia; Anura; Pelobatidae. Gene Ontology annotation, cellular component: extracellular region. Gene Ontology annotation, biological process: cGMP biosynthetic process; receptor guanylyl cyclase signaling pathway. Bases 114 to 461 code for a protein of 115 amino acids. The record is from RefSeq and is a predicted model, not a curated record.